AUGGUCCACAAGGCCGCCCUCGAGCCCCUCCGCAAGGGUUUCCCCCGUUCCGUCGGCGUCGCCGGCUACCAGCACUUCCUUACCCCGCUGCGCAAGCUUAUCUUUGACUUUGACGCCGAGUCGCCGUCCCAGGCUGGUUUGAGGACAUACCUCCAGAAGCCGCUGGUUGAGCUCGCGCGCGAGAACCCGGACGUCGAGGUUGUUGUGCGCAAGCAGAAGCGCGGGACUGCCGCCGUCAUCCGCGGACACUACGUCAACGGCCGCGACAAGGUCAUCUGCGUGAACAAGCUCGAGGCAACUGCCGUGGCCAAGAAGGUCGAGCUGCUGCUCAACGCGUCUGGCGCCAAGCUCAAGCCGCUCAAGAAUGCGACGCUCGAGGCUGGGCCCGGCAACGAGGCCGCGCGUGGUAUCUGGAGCGCGCUGCACGACGCUGCCAAGCCCGCAGGCGGGUACAGGAUAUAA
This is a messenger RNA of Cutaneotrichosporon cavernicola, 462 nucleotides long. RefSeq lists its product as uncharacterized. Gene Ontology annotation, cellular component: mitochondrial large ribosomal subunit. The record is from RefSeq and is a predicted model, not a curated record. Gene Ontology annotation, molecular function: structural constituent of ribosome. Lineage: Eukaryota; Fungi; Basidiomycota; Tremellomycetes; Trichosporonales; Trichosporonaceae. The coding region runs from base 1 to 462 and encodes 153 amino acids. The transcript has 3 exons. Gene Ontology annotation, biological process: mitochondrial translation.